Paramecium tetraurelia is the source of this 747-nucleotide messenger RNA. RefSeq lists its product as uncharacterized. NCBI's taxonomy places the organism in Eukaryota, Ciliophora, Oligohymenophorea, Peniculida, Parameciidae. The transcript is spliced from 2 exons. The record is from RefSeq and is a predicted model, not a curated record.
AUGAAGACGAAACCCAAAAUGAAUCAAUCAACUUCAGCUAAGAAAUUGAACACUCAAUUACCAUCGGAUUCUUUAAGGAGUAGUCAAAUUAAGGAAGAAAUUCGGGAUGAUUUGACGUCUUGGGACAGCAGAUUUGAAUCGACAGCCAUAGAUUAUCCCUUCUCUAAAUAUAUGAAUCCAAAUAAAUUAACAAAAAAAAAAGGAAUUCCUGAUACAAGUAGAGAGUAGAGUGCAAGACUUAAAAAGUCCAAUACAAAUUCUACUCUCAUAUCUAGUCCUCGUCUGAUGUCCCCCAAGGAACAAGUUGAAGUGAUUCAUUAUCUUGAAUUAAAAAAUAAGACUCUACUUGAAGAAAACAAGCGGAAGGAGCAUCUUAUUGCAAAGCUCUUGAAGAAUAAAUCACCACCGAAAGAAAAUAUUAAAAUAGCUCUACAGUAUCCUCCCAAGUCUGCUGAAUUAUGUUCUCCUGCUACUCGAUUUCCAUAAUUAGCCACUCCGCAACCAAAUGAAUUCUAAGUUCCAAUGUUUUAGAAGAACCCUUAAGUUAAAGUGAUUCAAAACGAUUAAAAUUAUAGUUUUGGAAAAUUGCAAGAUGAAGAACGAGACAACAAGACUAAGUCUUAAUUUGCUAAACUUGUAAAUGGUGGUGGUAAUUAAAAGUCAAUAAUUAAAACUAAUUUUUCAAAGCCUCUCCUUAAAUUACCAAAAGAGUUUCAUCUUCAAUCUUGGAAUUCAAUUAAAAAAUGA